AGGAGGGCUUCACUUAGGAAACAAGACAGAGCCUGGGUGAGGAGCUCCAACUUUACCGGUCAGCCGAAGCUUUGGUCCGUUUGAUAUUUCCAGCAAAGACCUUCUCCAGGGAACGACUACUUUUUUUGAAGUACUUUCCUAUAAGAAAUGGCAAAAGUUAAUUUGAGCGUAAUGGCUCUUGGGCUCACGCUGCUUCUGUUGGCGGAGACUUGGGCCCAGAAUCCCAGGAAGAGACUGGCAUCUCUGAAGUCCUCCAAGAAUCAGUGCUGCAACGAUGUGCAUUCACUGAAGGUCCAGGUGGCCAAUCUGACCAGUAUCCUGGACGAGAUGAGUCGCAAGCAGGAGACCGACUUGAUGAGCGUUGUUAGGCAAGUAAUGGAGCUGGACAAGCAGAACCGGCACCAGGAAGCCCGGGUCACGGAGGCGGAGAGCAAGUACUCUGAAAUCAACAACCGAGUAGAGAUCAUGCAGCUGCAAACCCUGCAGUCUGCCACUCAGACUUCAUCAGAUGCCAUAUAUGACUGCUCAUCCCUGCUGAACAGCAAGAACUACAAGAUCUCUGGCGAGUACAAACUUCCUAAAGAUGAGUUUCUGGGUACACCUGAGUUAAGCGUCUUCUGUGAUAUGGAAACCAAUGGAGGCGGUUGGACUCUGAUCCAGAGGCGCAAAGUAGGCCUGACAUCAUUUAACCAGGACUGGAAGCAGUACAAAAAAGGAUUUGGAUCUAUCCGCGGAGACUUCUGGUUAGGCAAUGACAACAUCUUCCGUCUAACAAGGCAGCCCACUGUGCUCAGGAUUGAGAUGGAGGACUGGGAAGGAAAGACGCGCUACGCCGAAUAUGGCUUUUUCAGUGUGAGUAAUGAGCUGAACAGCUACAAGCUCUUCCUUGCCAACUACAGUGGGAACGCUGGAGACUCCCUGCGCUACCACAACAACACCAACUUCAGCACCAUGAACAAGGACAAUGACAAAUGUGUGGACCAUUGUGCUUCCAUGCGCAAAGGUGGUUACUGGUACAACUGCUGCACUGACUCAAACUUGAACGGCGUAUUUUACCGCUACGGUCAGCACACAAAGAAGUCAGAUGGGAUCAAUUGGUACGGUUGGCACGGGUCCAACUACUCCCUCAAGAAAGUGGAGAUGAAGAUCCGGCCAGUGGAUUUUCAACCAUAAGUGCUUCAGCUGUGUCCUGGACCAAGAUCAUACGCAUGAAUGCUGAGAGAUAUCACUAAUACAUGUUCAACCAAACUGUGGCUUACCCCCUCGACUGCGAGAGAAACGAAAAUGUCGUUUGUGAUGGUCUGAUUGAGUUUCAGUCAAAUGAAUGUGUAAUGUUUUUUUGCGGUGUUUGAUUGUAAAUUGUAGUUAAUUGUAUUUAUCAGUAAAAUAUUUUAUUUUAAAAAAAGCUUUGAUAGAUGCUCUUUUACCACUGUCCUGUAUCGGUGACUGGAUUUUGAUUCCUUGUCUCAUUUGUCUUGAAAGCACUAGGAUGCUAGUUUCAGUUAACACAAGCAAUUUAUGGGUAGUAUAAAUAAUCUUUCCAGAGUGGUUUGGUUCGAGGUAAAUCAUUAUGGACUGGUAGGAACUAAUUAAAAAGUUCUAUGUGUGUUGAUGGAAUGGGAUCAACCAACAAAGGUAUUUCCUAUGAAUUACGCUGUAUUUUAUUGUAAAACCCUAACCAUUGAUGACAGAAAUGUGUCAUUUGUAAAAUGUGUACAGCUCUGUAAUUAUGUUGUUUUAAUGUAAUAGAAAAUAAACAUAUUUUUUAAAAGAA
Notothenia coriiceps (black rockcod) is the source of this 1774-nucleotide messenger RNA. RefSeq names its product angiopoietin-like 7 (gene angptl7). The coding region runs from base 148 to 1173 and encodes 341 amino acids. The record is from RefSeq and is a predicted model, not a curated record. Lineage: Eukaryota; Metazoa; Chordata; Actinopteri; Perciformes; Nototheniidae. The transcript has 5 exons. Gene Ontology annotation, biological process: blood coagulation.